AUGACAUCCGCGAAGUUAAAACGGCUGUACGACGAGCUCCAUCAAGUGGAAGCAGGGACACAUCCGAAAUAUGUUGAAAGGCUGAAGCAAAUCGAAGAGCUCUAUGAAGAACAAAAGGAACGCGAGCAGAUAGCUCACGAGCUUGCUCUCGAAAGAAUAGACUACGAGUAUAAGCGACGGAAGCAACAAACGCAAGAUGAACUGGAGAAGAAGGAGAAAGAACUUAUUCAAUCGAUGCUGGCCGACUUAGAUGAGAUGGAAAAACGGAUAGAAUGGGAGUAUACGAACAUGGAUGUGUCACGUACCGGAAGUGUCAAUAUCGUGGAUUCCACGAAGAAGACACUACGCGGUCGUGGCGGGGUGCUGAUCGAACCACCGACGUAUUUCAAUGCAACGCCGAAACCGACCACACCGAAUAUCACGCCUGACACUAGAUAUCUUCUGACGGAUUCUCAAAUUGCUGAGGACGUGCGAGCUUUCACAGGAGGCCAAAGUAGUCCUCAAAAGGUGACGAAUUUCUUUUCUGCCAAACUACAAACAAGGCGAAGAAGUGCACGUGGAGAAUACAGAAUAUGGGAAGUUCCCAGCAAAGAUGGACUGUAUUACGGAUACUGUAGUGUCAUUCAAAUCAACGUUGCCUUGGGAUACAAGGCAAAUUCAUGCUUCAUACUCGGAUUUGACUGA
Molecule: messenger RNA, 684 nt
Organism: Cooperia oncophora
Lineage: Eukaryota; Metazoa; Nematoda; Chromadorea; Rhabditida; Trichostrongylidae
Source: the annotation of a GenBank genome assembly